AUGAUGGAGUUAGGAGAAGGAGUAUGUAAGCUAAGGAAGAUGGAUUUCGAAGACGGACCGUUUCACGAAUUCGAACGAGAUGUUUCGGCCGUUCUUGAAUUCGUUUAUCAAACUCAGCUCGAACUCGCUGCUUGUUCAGAAGAUAUGUGUUUGACAAUGGAUCAAUCAGACAGAUCUUAUCAGCUUUUGGGUGGUUACGCAGCUGGUGAGAGUAUAUACAGCUUAGAGACAAUGGUUGAUUUCAACAAUGGAAUGUCUGAAACAACUGUUAUACUCUUCUCUCCUUCGAGCUCGUCAUCUGCGCCAACACGGGUUAAGCUUCCUACACUAACCGCAACAGAUAAGCAUCUUCGUGCUUUUACAGGCGACGAGUGA
Messenger RNA from Arabis nemorensis, 375 nucleotides. The record is from the annotation of a GenBank genome assembly. Lineage: Eukaryota; Viridiplantae; Streptophyta; Magnoliopsida; Brassicales; Brassicaceae.